UAAGGAACCUACCUUGAGGCUGGUUUCCGCCAGUGUGUCCCUGAAAUCUAGGGUGCUUUGAAAAGAAAUCACAGCUGCCUUUCUGCAGGCCAUGGGGGAUCAGGACAGACCAGGAGUUUUGGUGUCUGGAUUUGAAGGACCAUCUGGGAUUUGUAAAGAUCAUGUUGGAGAGCUGCAGAAACACUUUCAUCUCAUCACCAUGCAAGAACUUCUGGAAAAUAAAACACAAUUGGGUCCAAAGAUCCAGGCUGUAUAUAUAUGGGACAGGAAGCCAGCUAUUACUCUGGAGCUCCUGCAGAGCCUGCCCGCCUUAAAGAUUGUUGCCAGCCCAGGAUCCGGCCUAGACCACCUGGACCUGAAGCUCAUCGCCAGCUUUGGUGUGAAGGUGGCCAACACACCACAGGCUGUUUCCAGUCCCACGGCUGACAUGGGGAUGGCUUUACUGCUGGCAGCAGCCCGGAGAGUAGUGGAAGGUCACCAGAUGGCCGUCUCACCAGAUACAGAGCAAUUUUCCCGAAACUGGCUGGGUCAGGAAGUGACGGGGUCCACCCUGGGGAUCGUAGGCAUGGGCAGCAUCGGCUACAAGGUCGCUCAGCGGGCCAGGGCGUUUGAAAUGAGGAUUCUGUACCACAACAGGAAGCGCAGGGAAUCAGAGGAGGAGGAAGCUGUUGGGGCCACUUACUGUGAGAGGCUGGAGGACCUGCUUCAGCAGUCAGACUUCGUGAUGCUGGCCCUGAGCCUGACAUCCCAGACGCAGGGGCUGAUUGGGAGGAAGGAGCUGAGGCUGAUGAAACCCACCGCCAUCCUCGUGAACAUCGGUAGAGGUCUGUUAGUCGAUCAGGACGCCCUGGUGGAAGCUCUUCAGACUGGGGUCAUUAGAGCAGCUGCACUGGACGUGUCACACCCAGAGCCCUUGCCCAGAGAUCACCCUUUGCUGAAGUUGGAGAACGUCACUCUGACACCUCACGUUGGAAGUGCAACUUAUCGAGCCAGGCAGCAGAUGAUGGAAAAUUUGAUUGACAGCAUCCUGGCUUGUCUCAGUGGGCUUCACAUUCCUAACGAAGUGCCAUUUAAGUGAGCUUUGUAGGCGGAGGAUUCAGGGGGAUGGAUUAUGGCAGAUUAAAUGGGAAAUACUAUUUUAUAUGUCGUAUUUAUGCUAAAGUCCAAGAUAUAGAUUGGCUUACUAUCAUUUUAUCUGAAAAACUAAGAAUAGUGACAACACUGACCAAUUACUGAGACCUGCUAAGUGCCUUACUUCCGUCCUCACUUCCUCCUGAAAGGCAGCGCCGUGAGCGAAGUUACUGCCGUUCAUAACGAGACUGAGCACAAUUACUGGUCUAACGUCCAGAAGUUGUAAAUAUGUGAAUUUGAAUUAAAACCCUGAGCUAGGUCUGUGGGUUUUCCAGUGGGCUGUUGGUUUCCAUUUUGUUA
Molecule: messenger RNA, 1431 nt
Organism: Miniopterus natalensis
Lineage: Eukaryota; Metazoa; Chordata; Mammalia; Chiroptera; Miniopteridae
Cellular component (GO): cytosol
Molecular function (GO): hydroxypyruvate reductase [NAD(P)H] activity; NAD binding; glyoxylate reductase (NADPH) activity
Source: RefSeq, a predicted model, not a curated record